AUGGCCGAGAAAUUCCCACCUUUGGAGGACGAAACGUUCGAAUCAGAAGUUACUUCCGGACGUGAAGAAACAGACUUCUUGAAAAGAGAAGCAGAACUGCUGGGAGACGAAUUCAAGACGGAGGAGGAUUCUGAGUUUCUGAAAAAUGACGAGGAUGAAUUUGGAGAUUUCGAAGAAGUUCCAGCCAGCUCAAAAGACACCGGAACGCACCGCAGCGAAACAGCAGGUGAAAUUGGGGACGAAAACGACCUAACAGAAGACUCACAGGCCAACACGUUUUCGAAACAAACAGAAUCGCAGGCGAUUGCCGAGUGGAAAGAGUCUCGCGACAGAGAAGUGAGAGAACGAGACGCUGUCCAGGAAGAGGCCAAAUCCAAGCUGCAGGAAGAAGCCGUAAAACACAUGGACGAUUUCUACGAAAACUACAACCGCAAGAAGGAACAACAGGUCAAAAGCACCAGAGAAGAAGCCGAGAAAUUUCUCAAGGAGAAGCAGGAUUUUUCCAGCCAGGGCAAUUCAACAUGGGAUCGUGUGUUGCAACUGAUAAACGUGGAUGAUGCGGAUCUGGUGAAUGGCAGAGACAGAUCUAAAUUCAAGGAAAUCCUACUCAAGGUUCAGGGCAACCCCAACGCGCCAGGAGCAUAG
Messenger RNA from Lachancea lanzarotensis, 645 nucleotides. It is a transcript of the gene CLC1, whose product is annotated as LALA0S06e01728g1_1. NCBI's taxonomy places the organism in Eukaryota, Fungi, Ascomycota, Saccharomycetes, Saccharomycetales, Saccharomycetaceae. Bases 1 to 645 code for a protein of 214 amino acids. Gene Ontology annotation, biological process: intracellular protein transport; clathrin coat assembly; clathrin-dependent endocytosis. Gene Ontology annotation, cellular component: plasma membrane; clathrin coat of coated pit; clathrin coat of trans-Golgi network vesicle. Gene Ontology annotation, molecular function: clathrin heavy chain binding; structural molecule activity. The record is from RefSeq and is a predicted model, not a curated record. The transcript has a single exon.